AUGGCGGGACUGAGGGACGGGGCGAGGCACGGCGUGUCCUGCGGGACGGGGAGACCGAAUGUCAAGGUGCCGCACGUCAAGCUGACCGAGACGGCCCAGCGAGCGCUGGAGAGCUGCCCGGGUGGCAAGGACCGUACUUCUUCUCAACCUUCAGUUUGUUUCCAAGGAUCUCAAGGACAUGUUAAAAUUCCCAAAGUUGAUUCCUCAAAUGAAGUGAAGACAUUUAGCUUCAGCUCGUCAAAUGUUGGCAAAGAUAAUCCUCAGGGAAGCUUAGACUGUGUCCAGCAAAUGAACUCAAGUUCCGGAGACUCAAAACUCACUAGCCUGGGAGUUACACAGAAUAAAAUCGCCGUACGUGCAACUAGUGAUUCCUGUCAGACGACUAAAGCACGCUUGACCCAGGUAGAAGAGGAGUCAUGCAAUAGAAAUCUAAAGGUCAUUAAAGCUGGUGGACCAUUUCUAGGCAGAAGAGUACCGAUCAAAAAACUAAUACGGUGUGGUUCAAGUCCUGUGCUAGUGCGGAAUAAAGUGACAUCCACAAACUGCGGCAAAACAUCACGGAGGUCUCAAAAACACAGUAGUGUUUCCCACAGACCAUACAAGGACAGGGUGGUUCACUUACUGGCACUGAAGAAUUACAAGAAACCAGAGCUACUUGCUCGCUUGCAGCGAGAUGGUGUCAACCAAAAGGACAGGAAUUCCCUUGGAAUUAUCCUCAAGCAGGUAGCCAGCUUGAAUCCAAAGGAUAACUGCUACGUUCUGAGGGAUUACUUAUUUAAAGACAUUCAGAAAGAUUGGCCUGGAUACACUGAAGAAGAAAGACAGUCAUUGGAGUUAAUACUUUCAAAGAAGUUAAAUCCACCUCAGAGUGCCGCCACUGCCACCACUACCAGCAGCGAUUCGGUCUCUGCUGCAACUUCUAAGAACAAUGAUAAAUCAACUACUCAGAAACGGCAUUCGAGUCCCAUUUCUGUCCGUCACAUGGGCAAAAAGCAGAGGAUAGCUCAUCAGAGCAAUCGAAUGUACCCCUUGCUCAGCAGCCACCUGCCAGCCCUCAGUGCAAAAGCCACCACUGCCCCUCUGCUGUCCACCACCACCACCACAACCAUCUUGACUCCCUCUUCUGCGUUGCUACCUUCCACAUGCCUCAUUUCCAGCACUCCUCAAGUUGCCUUGUACAAAUCCCCCAGCACCCCUAAGGGGCAGGGGUCACAAAAGCUGCCGGUGGCCACCUUCAGUCAAAAUGGAAGUAUCGCCUGUGAAGUGCAGCAGGAAAAACAUACCUCUCUGACUCCUUGUGGAACCCCAGUGGCUCCCGCCGUGCAGGUGAAGCCUCCUGUGUCUGCCGGCAAGAAGCCUGUGGUGUUGCACAAAAAGUCCUGUAAUGUGAAAGAGCAUGAGAAGAACAAAAGCAAUACACAGGAUGUUAGGGCAAGUGAGGAGAAGAAAAACGCUAGUGAAGAAGAAACUAGCAACUGGAAAAAAUCCUCCGAUCUGGAUUCAGGUGAUGGACUUACAGAAACUUGCACUGCCUCUGUAGAAUCUCCUUCCUCAACAUCUGAACAGCCAGACUACAUCCUAAAAUACACAGCUAUAGGCUCAUACAAUCAACGCCAGAGUUACGAGGAUGACUUCAAUGCGGAGUUUGAUGAAUACAGGACUUUGCAUGCUCGAAUAGACAGUGUCAUCAAGAGAUUCACGCAGCUUGAUGAACUGCGGAAGAGUCUUUCUCCAGGGUCCAAAGAAUAUGAGGUCUUUUGUGAGGAAGUCUUAGAAGAGUAUCAAAAGGUAAAAGAGUCUUAUCCCAGCUACUAUGAAGAGAAACACAGAUGUGAGUACCUCCACAAGAAGCUGUCUCACAUCAAGAGAAUGGUAGUGGAAUUCGACAGACAGCAGGCAGAGACGUGGCACUACGCCUUAUUUGGCCAGCACAGUUGA
Molecule: messenger RNA, 1938 nt
Organism: Falco peregrinus (peregrine falcon)
Lineage: Eukaryota; Metazoa; Chordata; Aves; Falconiformes; Falconidae
Gene: ELL2
Product: elongation factor for RNA polymerase II 2
Exons: 12
Coding region: 1-1938 (645 amino acids)
Biological process (GO): transcription elongation by RNA polymerase II; snRNA transcription by RNA polymerase II; positive regulation of transcription elongation by RNA polymerase II
Cellular component (GO): transcription elongation factor complex
Molecular function (GO): cis-regulatory region sequence-specific DNA binding
Source: RefSeq, a predicted model, not a curated record